AUGGCUCCCAGUCAAUCUUCUUUUAUUGAAGAAGAUGCUUUAAGAAGAAGCUCUAAUUUCAUACCAGUACCUUCAGUUUAUGAUCACGAUAUAAGAUUCGAAAAUCGAAAUGCAGAGGAACUACACCAUGGAAUUCUCGAAGCUGCGCGACUUGAGCAUGAAAGGGUUCGAAAUGAAGCCAUGCGGAUCUUUCAGAUUACUCUCAUGCAAGAACAACAACUUCAAGCCCAUCAUAAGAUCUUAGUGGAAGAAGAACGUCUGCGAAUUGAGGAAAUCCGGUUGAAAAUCGAGGAAAAGCGCGUCAAGACGGAGAGGCAGACCGCAGGGGUAGAACUUAAAAGAAGGGAAUUAGAAGAAGCGGCGAGAAGAAUACCUAUCGUUCCACCAAAACCUCCUACCCCUCCACCAGUAGCUGCACCAAUUCCAACUCCUGCUCAAACGGCUUCAGAUCCACCUCGGACUCAGUUACCACCUGCUCAGCAACAGCAACAACACCAGCAAGAGGCAUCUGGGGGGUUAUUCGGCGCGCCGAAGCAACAAACGAAUGCAUUUGUACAAAAUAACCCUCCUCAGCAACCCAAGGGCCUUUCUCAACCUCAGCCUCAACCCCCACGGCAAACAAAUGGCUUUUCGAAUGCCCAACAACCCCCGAAGCAAUCACUUUUUCAACCUCCUCCUCCACCGCCACAACAACCUUCAGGUACCUGGCAAUCUUCGUCCUCUUCCAAUGAUCAUAUAAUACCAGGUGUCGAACGUUAUGCCCAAAUUCAUAAGAACCUCAAAGAAUUACGACAGUACUUGGUAGCGGAAGGAAAACGAAAUAUAGAAUUCAAGAAGAUGUUAGGAGAUAUGCGAAGAUCACUUCGACAAACGGUUGGACAAUUGACUUCAGAAAAAGGUGCAAACAAGCAGUGUAUCAACAAAAUCCAUGAAUUGCUCGCACAAUCCCUCCACAAACUUCAAUCUCCAGGAAUUGAUCCGAGUAAUUAUAUGAUAUCGAAACCAAAUCCGGUAGAAGGGGCCCAGAAUAAUGGAGAUCAACUUCCCUCUCUUUUUAUUUACCUCCUCAACUUUUUCGCGAAAGCCAUCGUGUCUCAAUUCAUAAAUGAAGCAAGUGUUCGACCAGAAACCGCCGAUCCAAUUGGUGUCGUUGCCGUUUCAAUAUUUGCCCGAGACGCAUUCUUAUGGAGAGGUUCUUCAUUAAUCGAUAUCCUAAUGGCAAAAAUGCGUGUUUCAAUACCUACAGUCUUCGGUAUCCGUGGAAAUGAAAAGACAGAAGAAGGGAGGGCUCGAAUAGGAUGGCAAAGAACGGAGAGUGGUUGGAUCGAUGAUCAAUCACAUAGCAAUAGGAUGGUUGGAUUGGCAGCAGGAUAUGCUGCAAUUUCAUUACGGGAUUUCUCCAAAACAAGACUUACGAAUCCUUGGCCACCAACAUAUUAUUGGAGGGCGGUCGCAAGUAUUGUGUCCACACCCGCUCAAGAAGCUUCAUCCACACAAUACACGGUUUUACGAUCCUUGAUCGAGGGUUGGGAACAGAGAUUCAUCGAUCUGUAUGGAGUUCAAGCGGUUGCAGCACUGAGAGUUGCAUUGGUCGACUUCCCAACACGCGCUUCUCCGUCGGCUAAAGUAGCCGCUGAUUCGUUGAGUAUUCUGGCGGAUAAAUUGUUGAGGGAUAAAGGGUUGAAGUUGGACUUUUGA
Sclerotinia borealis F-4128 is the source of this 1698-nucleotide messenger RNA. Lineage: Eukaryota; Fungi; Ascomycota; Leotiomycetes; Helotiales; Sclerotiniaceae. The record is from the annotation of a GenBank genome assembly.